AAUAGUCGGCCGGCAAACACACAUGCCAUCAGAUUAAACACAAGAUCCUCCUCCACUCAUCCAUAUUACCCUCCUCAAAAUCACUCCUAUAUAUAUAUAGACACACAUGACACACCCAUCUACAUGUAACCCUCAAUUGAUAGAAGCAGAACAAAAUUCAUAUCUCUUUUCCCAAGAUCAUGGUUUGUAGCCAUAAUAGUAACUCCACAGUUUUUACUCUUGUGUUAUAUUCUCUUGACAGCCCUCAUCAGAUGUACAUGACCACCUGCAAAAGCUGCUAAUUCUCUUUGCCCCUAUAUUCACUUUCACCAACUCAUCUUAUUUGGAACAAGCUAGACUACAUAUCUUUGCCCUCACCAGUCCCUUUUGCUCCAUCCAUAAAACAACAACAAUCACUUGGAAAAAGCUGAAAAGUCCAUGUCCUCCUAUUCAUCUGCAAAAAUAUCCCAUAAAAUUACCAAAAAUAUAAUCAUAUUCCAAAUCCCAACGCGCAGGUACUACUACCAGUCUAGUCAUUUUCUUCCCAUCUGUCCCCGUUAUCUCUAAAACGCUAGAUCAUUUAUUUUCGAGAUUUAUUCAAUCGCAUACAAUGCAAUUUACACAAACCCCUCCACCGCCGCUUCACGAAAUAACCUCAUUUUCGAGUAAUAUGAGCAAGAACCAAAUUGUAAGACCACGGCAAUGGCCCGGGUUCCAAACUUCAAAGUCUAUCGGGAGUUUCGGCGACGCCAAUUGCAUGGAACAGAUGUUGGUUCACUGUGCUAAUGCUAUAGAAAACAACGACGCAACUUUAGCUCAACAGAUCUUGUGGGUUUUAAACAACAUAGCUCCGUCCGAUGGUGAUUCUAAUCAGCGCCUCGCUUGCGGCUUCCUUCGAGCCCUUAUAGCCCGGGCCGCGCGUAAAGGAACUUGCAAAAUCCUCACAGGCGCCGUGGCUAAUGUCCAUAUAACCACGCACAAGUUUUCGGUGAUUGAGCUGACCGGAUUCGUGGACUUAACUCCGUGGCAUCGCUUCGGAUUCACUGCAGCAAACGCCGCUAUACUGGACGCUGUGGAAGGAUACUCAAUCGUUCACAUCAUUGACUUUAGCUUAACACAUUGCAUGCAAAUUCCAACGCUUAUUGACGCUAUAGCGAAUCGGCUAGAGGGGCCGCCAUUAGUCAAACUCACGGUAGCGGGUGCCACGGAGGAUGUUCCGCCCAUGCUCGAUCUUUCCUACGAGGAAUUAGGGAUGAAAUUGGUGAAUUUCGCUAGGUCUCGUAACGUUAUUCUCGAAUUCAGGGUGAUUCCCUCCACUUCUUCGAAUGGUUUCGCUUCAUUUAUUGAACAGCUCAAAGUUCAGAACCUAGUACCUGUCAACAACGGUAUCGAAGCGUUGGUCAUAAACUGUCAUAUGAUGCUACACUACAUUCCAGAAGAAACCCUAAAUCCAUUUUCUUUUAAUAACACCGCGGUUUCAUCUCUAAGGACCAUGUUUCUUAAAGAGCUUCGGAGUUUAGACCCGACAGUGGUUGUGUUAGUAGAUGAAGAUGCCGAUUUUACAUCCAACAAUUUGGUGUCUCGAUUAAGGGCAGCUUUUAAUUAUCUCUGGAUACCUUAUGACACCGUCGACACUUUCUUACCACAGGGAAGCAAGCAGAGGCAGUGGUACGAGGCGGACAUGAACUGGAAGAUAGAGAAUGUGAUAGCCGAAGAGGGUGUGGAGAGAGUGGAGAGACUGGAGCCGAAAAGCCGGUGGGUUCAGCGGAUGAGAAACGCUGGUUUUCGGGGGGGUUUGUUUGGGGAAGAAGCGGUGAUGGAAGUGAAAAGCAUGUUGGACGAGCAUGCAGCUGGGUGGGGAUUAAAGAGGGAAGAAGAAGAUUUAGUGCUUACAUGGAAAGGACAUAAUGUAGUGUUUGCAACUGCUUGGAUACCAAGCUAGUUAGUUAAGAUGAUGAUAGCUAGCAGUGUUCUUUAGUUCAGUGUUUGUCCAGCUAAUUAUGUAGCUCUCUCUAACAGGGUUGCUAAGAGUACUAAAUAUCUGUUAGUUAACUGUGACUUGUUCUAUUAGGGCGUAUAUCAAGUAGCUAGAAGACUAGCUAAAGUUUCUAGCUACUAGCUCUUGGUCAGAGAGAUGUUAAUUGUGUUGCAUUUUAAUUAGUUUCACACCUUUGCUCCA
Messenger RNA from Daucus carota subsp. sativus, 2158 nucleotides. Its product is annotated as scarecrow-like protein 32. The record is from RefSeq and is a predicted model, not a curated record. Bases 590 to 1921 code for a protein of 443 amino acids. NCBI's taxonomy places the organism in Eukaryota, Viridiplantae, Streptophyta, Magnoliopsida, Apiales, Apiaceae. Gene Ontology annotation, cellular component: nucleus. Gene Ontology annotation, biological process: regulation of DNA-templated transcription. Gene Ontology annotation, molecular function: sequence-specific DNA binding; DNA-binding transcription factor activity. The transcript has a single exon.